Molecule: messenger RNA, 1806 nt
Organism: Panicum virgatum (switchgrass)
Lineage: Eukaryota; Viridiplantae; Streptophyta; Magnoliopsida; Poales; Poaceae
Product: magnesium transporter MRS2-B-like
Exons: 6
Coding region: 1-1557 (518 amino acids)
Biological process (GO): magnesium ion transport
Molecular function (GO): magnesium ion transmembrane transporter activity
Source: RefSeq, a predicted model, not a curated record
AUGGGCGUGCCAUACAAGCGACCCUCAAAUACGGAGUUCGAGACGCCCUACGCAGUGUUCGAGGCCAGCCGAGGAUGGACGUCUCGUGAGGCCCCGAGGCCUGGGCCGCACGUUUCACCAAACAGCAGCGCACGGUUCCCUCUCAUCACCUCUCGUCGACUGGAAACUCCACGCGACGCGACACACGAGCGCAGGGGCCCAUCUGCAAAAAGACCCCACCGCCCCCCUCGGCCCUCCCCGGCCAAUCACCGGCUGACCCCGCCGGCGCGCGCCAUGGCCGCCGCCCGGGACUCCGCCAAGCAGCCGCUCCUCCACCGCGCGCACCCGCCCCACGUCGCGUCGGCGUCCUCGCCGGCCCUCCCGUCCGUCCCCCCCGGGUCCGCGGGCCGCCGCUUCCCGGGGGGGCUCGACGUCCCCAACCUGAAGAAGCGCGGCGGCGGCACGCGCAGCUGGAUCCGCGUCGAGGCCGCCACGGCCUCCGUGCAGACGCUGGAGAUCGACAAGGCCACCAUGAUGCGGCGCUGCGAGCUCCCCGCGCGGGACCUCCGCCUGCUCGACCCGCUCUUCGUCUACCCCUCCACCGUCCUGGGGCGCGAGCGCGCCAUCGUCGUCAAUCUCGAGCAGAUCCGGUGCGUCAUCACCGCCGACGAGGUGCUCCUGCUCAACUCCCUCGACAGCUACGUCCUCCAGUACGCCGCCGAGCUCCAGCGACGCCUGCUCCAGCGCGCCGAGGGCGACGAGCUGCCCUUCGAAUUCCGCGCGCUCGAGCUCGCCCUCGAGGCCGCUUGUUCCUUCCUCGAUGCACAGGCGGCAGAAUUGGAAAUUGAAGCAUAUCCACUAUUAGAUGAGCUGACAUCUAAAAUCAGUACUUUAAAUUUGGAACGUGUCCGGCGACUCAAAAGUAGGUUAGUUGCUUUGACCAGAAGAGUUCAGAAGGUUAGAGAUGAAAUAGAACAGCUAAUGGAUGAUGAUGGUGAUAUGGCUGAAAUGUAUCUCACCGAGAAAAAGUUGAGGAUGGAAUCAUCUGUGUUUGGUGAUCAGUCUUUGUUGGGUUACAAUUCAGCAGGCGCUGCUGGGACGUCAGCUUCAGCUCCUGUAUCUCCAGUCUCAUCACCCACAGAAUCACGAAAGCUGGAGAAAGCUUUCAGCUUGUGUAGAAGUAGGCAUGAUAGUGUGAAGAGCUCAGAUAACACAACAACAGAACACAUUCAGGAGUUGGAGAUGUUACUGGAAGCUUAUUUCGUUGUCAUCGACAGUACUCUCAACAAGCUGACAUCGCUUAAAGAGUACAUCGAUGACACGGAAGACUUUAUCAACAUUCAGCUGGACAAUGUGCGGAACCAGCUGAUCCAGUUUGAGCUGCUGCUAACGACUGCAACAUUUGUUGUAGCCAUUUUUGGAGUGGUCGCUGGGGUAUUUGGUAUGAACUUCGAGACUACAGUUUUCAAAAUACAGAACGCGUUCCAGUGGGUCCUCGUCAUUACUGGAGUGGUCGGUGCUUUCAUCUUCUGCUCGUUCCUUUGGUUCUUCAAGUACAAGAGACUGAUGCCUCUGUAGAGUGUAUAUGCUUCACAUAGGACCGAUGUAUUACUCGAUCAUCUCUCAGUUUCCGACCACACUGCUGAGGUACUCGAUCAGAACCCUGAAUUUCUGCCGUUGUAAAUGCCAUUCUUUUACAGGUUUACGGCAUGCCUACCGAGAGUUCGGGUGAAAAAAUUGUAAUUCUCCUGACAUGGUGGCUGUGAUGUAAAGGGAAUAACAUUACAGUUUAUAGAAAUAAAUACCAAUCAGUUCUACAUCCAAGAA